Molecule: messenger RNA, 2009 nt
Organism: Trichosurus vulpecula (common brushtail)
Lineage: Eukaryota; Metazoa; Chordata; Mammalia; Diprotodontia; Phalangeridae
Gene: DTWD2
Product: DTW domain containing 2
Exons: 6
Coding region: 60-974 (304 amino acids)
Source: RefSeq, a predicted model, not a curated record
CUGGCGCCACCCGGCGGUGCCAGUCCCCCGUCGCCGCGGUCCCACAGCCGGAGCACGUCAUGGAGACGGAAGCGGCGGUUGGUGGCUCGGUGGAGGCUGCGUUGGCGGGGUCUGGAGCGGGGGCAGCGGGGCCCCUGAUACCGCAGGAGACGACAAGGGAGGGCGAGAGCGCCGUGGAGUCGGCUGCAGCGGCGCUCUCCUUCCCUGAUCCGGAAAACGGCGGCAACUGCGCGGACGGGCUCUGGGAGCUGCCGGUAGAGCACGCCUUGAGGAGGCCGGAAUGCAGCCGCUGCAGCCGUCCACAGAAGGUCUGCUUAUGUCCAUUUCUGCCAGUACAUCCUCUAAAUAUCUCUACCAACCUGUACAUAAUUCAACAUCCAGCAGAGGAAAACAAAGUAUUAAGGACAGUACCUCUGCUUGCUGCAUGCCUUCCCCAGGACAAAGUUAAGGUCAAAAUUGGUCGACGCUUCAGUGAAGAAAGAGAUCCUGAACUUUCAGCUAUUUGCCGAAAUCCUGGCACUUUAAUUUUGUAUCCUGGUGCUGAAGCAAUUAAUUUGGAAGAAUUGAUAUCAAAUUCUCCUAAUCAUCUUUCUACUAUCAUCAUCAUUGAUGGGACAUGGAGCCAGGCUAAAGACAUUUUCUACAAGAAUUCCCUGUUCCGACUUCCUAGACAGGUACAAUUGAAAACCAGUGUUUCUAGUCAAUAUGUGAUUCGGACACAACCAACCAAUAGGUGCCUUUCUACACUAGAAUGUGCAGCUGUUGCACUUGCCAUCUUGGAGAAAAAUGAUCACAUUCAAGAGACAUUGCUUCGACCUCUUCAAGCUUUGUGUUCUUUCCAGCUUCAGCAUGGUGCUCAGAUUCGUCUCAGCAAGGAGCACCUCUUGAAAAAUGGUCUUUAUCCUAAGCCCAUGCCAAAAAAUAAACGCAAACUAAGGAAAAUGGAGCUCUUAAUGAAUAGUGUUAAAAUUUAGGGAAAUUAUCCUUGUGGUGUUAGUAUACAUAUUCAAUCGCAACUUACAACACCAAACUCAUUUUUCAGCCUACAAAUAGCUCUGUAAGUUGCUGACUGACUCAACAAAAGAAUUACACAAGAAUCUUGCCCAGAGUUGGGAAAUGAAACAAAUAGUUUUUUUUAAACAUUAAAAGGCAUGAUUUUAUUUUUCAAAAAUGUCUAUUAAAAUAAUUUUUGCAACUCCUGUAAUGAAAAACAGUUAAUUGCUAUUCUAGAUAAACAAUGUCCAUUCAAGGAAUUACCCUUUAUAAAGAGAGGAAAAUUGUUGCAACUAAGACAAUAUUGUUUAAGAUACUAUGUAAUAUUUGGUAAAGAUUCUGCAGUAGUAAAGCCCUGCAUCAAUUUUUCACUUUUGUACAAGAACUUUAUAGAUGUUGGUCAGUAGCUUAAAAAGAAUCAAGUGAAUUGCAGCAUAUUAAAAUCUUUGCAUUUUUAUUUUAAUAAAAAUUAUAACAGAGUAAGGAAAAUUCGUUUUCCUGCUACACUUGGACACAAGAGUGGGAUUUAAGAACUUAUUAGGAGAGACUAUAACUUCAUAUUUUAGGGGUUGCAUAUAGUUUUGAAAAUUAAUGUGUAUUUUUCAGUUGCAGUCAUUCUCAAUGAGAAAGUUUCUGUUUUUCAUAGUUCUUAGACAGAUUUGUUGACUGACAAUAAGCCAUGUUUUGUUGAAAUUUUCAUAAGUAACAAAAGUGGAAUAAAAAACAUAUAGUAUUCCAUGUGCCAUUGUUAUGGAAUAUCAUUAGGAUCAUUGUAAUAUAAAGGAUCAAUUUUUUUUAAAAUUUAAGAGAAAACUCUCUAAGUAGAAACAAGCUACAUUCUCCAACUUUGGGGAAAUAUUUGUGAAAUUUCAUAGAGAAUGUUUGAACUACAUGUUUUGUGAAUUAAAUAUACCCCUUAGGCCAUUAGAAGAAAUGUUUAUGUGCACAUUUAUAUUUAACUUAAGUCAUAUGCAGAGGUAUGUGAAUUUUGACAAUAAAACAACAUUGUUUCCUUA